Messenger RNA from Fulvia fulva, 2040 nucleotides. RefSeq lists its product as uncharacterized. Bases 1 to 2040 code for a protein of 679 amino acids. Gene Ontology annotation, biological process: DNA-templated transcription; regulation of DNA-templated transcription. The transcript has 2 exons. NCBI's taxonomy places the organism in Eukaryota, Fungi, Ascomycota, Dothideomycetes, Mycosphaerellales, Mycosphaerellaceae. The record is from RefSeq and is a predicted model, not a curated record. Gene Ontology annotation, molecular function: zinc ion binding; DNA-binding transcription factor activity, RNA polymerase II-specific; DNA binding.
AUGAUGUGUCACGUAUACGAUAUUGCGGUUUGUUGUGUAUACAUACAGCGAGGCGUUUCGGAUAGCUUGGAGCACACAGGGCGAUUCAAUGGCUGGCUAUCGCGAGCAUAUCGAGACUCUGUUCUAUUCGGGCGCGAGCCUCUCUGCUCGGUUCUUGGCAUCUCGCGUCGUUUCCUCCUCCGCCCCAAAUCGAGCACUCCGACUCUGAUCGCCAAAAUGUCGACAAUUGAACCACUUUACUCCACGCUCCGGUUUGUAUCUUCGUCUGGACCACCAUCAAGCGGCAAAAGGCGUAUAGCACAGCAUGCCUGCGACAGGUGCCGGCAGCGAAAGAAGCGGUGCUUCAAUGGCGACAAUGCUGUGACCGACGAUGCUGGCGAUGCUGGGCGUGUCUCUAGCACGGAACCAGGGGAUGCAGACGCCACCAAGAAUACCAAUCACCAUAUCCUGGAUGUUGCGUCAGGGAUGAUUGAUGUCAGCAAUGGCAACGCUGCAUCCAACUCACAUCCGCGAUACAUUGGAGACUUGAAUCCUGAGGUUGAACUUCUUGCUGCAACUGAACCGAAUCAGGUCCCGAAGAACAGUACAGGGGUCUGGCACAGCGAGAGUGUUCAAAAUUCUCAUGAGAGCGGCGACAAGCAUGUUGCCGCACCUUGGAGCAUCCUGCAUGGUCUGCCACUUGGCACGCAAGAAUCAUUGCUGCCAUUGCUACGGCAGCAAUGUCUUGAGACCAUACCAACCCGAGAAAACUUCCUAGAGCUGGAGCGUUAUUAUUUUGAACGCAUCCACUCACUACUGCCUAGCAUAGACGAAGCCAUUUAUCGGAGCAGCCUCGUGGGUAGUCCGACCGAGAACCUCCAGAAACAAUGCGUAUGCCUGCUGGCAUCCACUAGCUUGAGCAUGCGGCAGUAUCUUCGACUUGGCAACGACCUGCGCACCCUUCAGCCCAACGAGUAUGCACGAAGAGUGGUUGGUGCGAUGCGCUUAAUCAUUGAUCUGGCGUUGGUGACUGACAAGAUUGUGCUCAUCUAUGCCCUGACCACGAUGUCGCUGUUCGUCUAUGGCCGGGAAAGCCUCGAGCUAACCUCACAGUACUUCUUCCGAGCUGUUCAGGUUGCUUACUCAAUCGGUCUACAUCAGCCUCGGGACACGAAGCAGGAUGAGAAAGUGGCCGGAAUGUUCAGCUAUAUCUGGUCCAUAGAUCGCCUGCAUGCUGCCAUGCAGGGUCGUCCCAUUGUGAUGCACGAAAUUGACAUGGCGAAGUCACCCUUGAGCUGUGCUGUCGAUCAGCAGGCAGGGUUCAAGGUCCUGGUCCACAUAGCCGCAUUGCUCGACAAAGUGAUCGGACUCUACAGGCCGACUGCCCUUCGAAAGGAGAUUCCGGAUGAAGAGUUCCCGCUGUUCGAAGAAGUCCUGGAAAAGUGCAACGCCCUGACACUCCGAGCAUGUGAUCAAGCUUCGUUGGAGCUCUUUUACCAUGCUGUCGCCGUUCUUUCUUGCCGCUAUAGCUCUGGCCCAGCUAUGGAAAGGUCCCAUAUUCGCAAUGCUCGACAAACUUCGUCGACUACGCAGAUCCUUGCUAUCUUGGACAAAUUGGACCCCACGAACACGGCAAUGCUGCCUUUUGUACCAUACGCAGUGUCUCUCGCGAUGAGCACAGCCUACCAUGACUUCCGCCAUGGUAAAGCCUCCACGCGGAGAGAACGUGCCUGGAAGAACUUCGUCAAGAGCCAUAGACAUCUUGCUCCUUUAGGGAUAAUCUCGUGGUCUGCAGCGUUCAUGUCGGAUCUUGCGAGUAAGCUGUUACAGGAAGCGCAGUCGAGGAGAGAGACACGUCCCUCGAGUCCUGUGACAGAGUCUCAGCCGAACCACCCAACUAUGGCGGCUGAUCAAAACGCAAGCCUGAAUGUUGCAGAAUUCUCCAUGGAUGAGUUCAUGACGGAUAUAAAUUUGGAUCUGGAUGGUCUCUUUGAGGGUGCCCUAGAUCCAAGCAUGCCAUGGCAAUUCCAGGACACUUCUUAUUCCGGCUCUCGCUGGUAG